AGCACGAGGCACGGCAGCGGCGUGCGAGCACUAUAGUGCUUGAAGUCUGGCGGCUGGAUUUGGCUACGAACCAGCUGCCAAACCCGAUUCCCGGAUCUGCCACGUGUGUACAAGCAGGCGAUCAUAUUUUUCCGGAGCCUGUAUGCAUUCGCAAGCCUGCUGCCUGCGGUGUCGCUGAUCCAGAGGCUCCAUGCUGCACAGGAGCUCGGCGACCUCGAUGUAUUCUGCACGCUGCGUCCGGAUCUCUCGCCGCGUGACGGAGUCAUUGACUUGGAUGUGAGCUUUACUGGCACCGAGCGGUUCCUGGAGUCGUACCGGUUUGAGCCGGUGGGAACACCCAUGGGCUCAUUCCUAAUGAGCGUGCAGUAUCGGCGCGAAUGCGGAUUCAUGUACAAUCCGGCCACGUACGAGCAGCAGCAUGAGGACAUAUCUGGGAUUGCCGCCAUAGAUGACACAUAUUUCACACCUACACUGAGCUCGCGCAACAACUCCAAUUUUUCGCUUCCCAGACUUGCCCACCAGCAACCAUCGCCGCAGCAGCAGCAUCAACCGCAGCACCACAGUGUUACUCGCCGCGCGACUUUGACGACAAUUCCAUCGCACGGCCGCCAGACAUCUGCGAAUUACUCCCCGCCUGUACGACCGCAGCACACGCCCAGUGCGUCACACUCGGCGGCAAGCCAGUUGGCAGCGGGCCACCGCAGCCUGAUAGCGCCCUCAGUCAACCCGUUCCGGGCACGGCCGCUGAGUCUUGGCGACUCGUCGUCGCUGCCGAGUUAUCUUGGCGACUCGUUUGCGCCCCGCGUGCCAAGCCGGCUGUCGGCGGAGUCGCACCGCCAAAACGACACAUACCCGCGGCGUGCAGCUGGCAGGGACAUCGUCAGAGACCAGCAGAGAAGAAUCUCGGUUGGAGGGCGCAGCUAUUUGUCGGGACAAGGAGACGAGGCUGGCGACCCGGCAAGUCUGGAUCAGAAAAUCAGCAGCCUGGGCCAGCUCAGCACCAGCGGUGGCCAUGGAGGACCGGAUUCAGGAUCGAUGCUGCACCGCGGGGUCAUGAUUAGAAGGCUGGGCGGGUCGCUGUCGCCGACAGAGUCGCACCGGCCCAUGCACCACCACCAUGGCAGUAGCCCAGGCACAGGCAGCGCAGAGGCGGCUGCUUCGGGUUCGAAAUCACCGCCCUGGUACGCGUCGAUGGCCAGUCGGCCCUCGGUCCCUGGCAGCGCCGGAUCAAGCACCAGCCGAUCAGGACUGGCCUUUGUGUCCCCGUUCAAAUCUCCGUCGGUAUCGUCGUCACCGAGCAGAAUAAUGGACACGGCGAUUGCAUCUGGGCUCCACGACGCCCAUCAUUUGCCACAGAAGCACGGCGUCUACCGCUCUUGGCCUCUCGCACGCCAUGGGCGGUACCUCAGAGUCGCCCACAUCAAUUGGCAGCAAUGCCAGCGGACACAGCCGUGGCCUGGCGAGUUCAUUUGGCAGGCGUCGUGGUAGCAACUCGCGCCGACGGUCAUCAAUCCUGGCCAUGUCUCCGGUGGAUACUGCUGGUGGAUCGGCAUUGCCCAGCAUGUCCCGGCGACACACAAUCAUGGAGGGCCAGCAGUGGAGUGGCAAGCAGGAAAUCGACGACUUUAUCCGCAUG
Molecule: messenger RNA, 1636 nt
Organism: Linderina pennispora
Lineage: Eukaryota; Fungi; Kickxellomycota; Kickxellomycetes; Kickxellales; Kickxellaceae
Exons: 1
Coding region: 340-1488 (382 amino acids)
Source: RefSeq, a predicted model, not a curated record